GUGCUAUGGACGUACCUGCGCAGCCCCCUGUGGGUGGCGGGGCUGGUCAUCGACGUGGGCGGUGGGUUGCUCAUGCUUCAGGCCGUUGCUUCCGCUCCUGUAUCCAUAGUGCAGCCGGUGUCAACGUCAGGGCUGGCCCUCAUGGCGCUCUUCUCACACCUCUACCUGCACGAGCCCAUGCGCCUGGCUGACUGGACUGGCAUCCUGCUCUGCAUCCUCGGCACUGUCGCGGUGGGAGUGUCAUCGGAAAACCCUUUGCCAUCCGCCCCGCCUCCCCAGCUCUCCCUGCGGCACCUCAUGGCGUUUGUCUUCUGGGUCGUGCUGCUCCUGGUAGUGCUGGAGUGGUGUGCCACGGCAAGCAAGGCCAAGCGGAAAAUUAAAGACCCUCCUCUUUCCGCUGGCGCACUGGGAGCGGAUGUGGUGGAGGAGCUAGCAGCAGGGACCCAAGCCGGGGCCUUCUUUGGGCUGUCAGCAGCAGCAGUGAAGACAGGCAUGCUGCUGGCCACAGGAGGCCCGCCCGUCUUUGCUCUCCUUGGGAUUGCCGUCGGCGUCAGUCUCAGCAGCUUCGGGUUUUUCUGCCAGACGCGGGGUUUCAAGGAGGGGCGAGCAGUGGUGGUGUCCACAUGUGCGGCUGUAGCAGCCAUGCUCACGGCUGUAGCAGCAGGUAUGGCAGGCCUGGGGGAGGACCUCCCUGCCAGUGCACGCCUGCGCAUGUGGCGCUUCCUCGGCUGGGGCUUGAUUCUCUUUGGGAUUGUACUGCUAGUGGCUGCCAAACCGCCUGACCUUGUGGGCCUAGCCAAAGCGGACGCAGCCCGCCGCAAACCUUUGCACCCCUCUCCCCGCGCACCCAACCGCUCCACUUCGCCUAGUGGGCUCUCGAUAGGCAUUGCAGCUGGUUUUCCUAGAAAGUAUGAGCCAUAG
This is a messenger RNA of Closterium sp. NIES-65, 921 nucleotides long. NCBI's taxonomy places the organism in Eukaryota, Viridiplantae, Streptophyta, Zygnematophyceae, Desmidiales, Closteriaceae. The record is from the annotation of a GenBank genome assembly.